This is a messenger RNA of Spodoptera litura, 2201 nucleotides long. Lineage: Eukaryota; Metazoa; Arthropoda; Insecta; Lepidoptera; Noctuidae. The record is from RefSeq and is a predicted model, not a curated record.
AUGACGGCUACUUUACCGAAUCUGAAGUUUAUUAUAAAUGUAAUAUUCUUAUUUUUGGUAACGCAUAUCCAUCCAUCUUUACCAAAUGAGGACAACGGCCUUCUCUCGAACCUUUAUAAAAAGGCUUCCGACCAGAAUCGCCCAUUGAUUCUAGUUUUAGACAACAACGCAAAUCGUGGUCAAAACUCCAGAAACCAAAAGUCCGGCCUGAAUCAGGGUAGACAUGACGUGAGUUUUGAAGAGACUCGUAACAACGAUGAAGCCUCAUCUCCAUUCCUAUAUCUUCAACAGUUGUCGCAGCAGAGCAACAGAGGAACUUAUAACAAUCGGGCUAAUUUCGUAAACAACCAUGAAUACAGCGAUAAAAACAGAGGUGACAACAACCACAGGGGAGAUAAUGACAACAACAGGGGAAACAAUUACUACAGAGGUUCCAACAGAGGAGACAAUGAUUACGAAAAUAACAACAACAGGGUAGACAAUAACAACAGAGGAGAUAACAACAACAAUUACAACAGAGGAGACAAUGACUACGGAAACAAUAACAACAACAGGGCUGCCAACAACAACAAUAACAACAGAGGAAACAACGACUACGGAAACAAUUACAAUAACAGGGCUGCCAACAACAAUAACAACAGAGGAGACAAUGACUACGCAAACAAUAACAACAACAGGGCAAACAAUAAUAAUAGGGGACUUGUUAACUACAUCAGGAAUUCCAACAGAGGCGACAAUGACUACGAAAACAAUAACAACAGAGGAGACAACGACUACGGAAACAAUAACAACAACAGGGCUGCCAACAACGAGAAUAACAACAGAGGAGACAAUGACUACGCAAACAAUAACAGGGCUGCCAAUCACAACAACUACAACAAUAAUAACAGAGGAGACAAUGACUACGCAAACAAUAACAACAACAGGGCUGCCAACAACAACAACAACUACAACAAUAACAACAGAGGAGACAAUGACUACGGAAACAAUAACAGGGCUGCCAAUAACAAUAACAACAACAACAGAGCAAACAAUAAUAAUAGGGGACUUGUCAACUACAUCAGGAAUUCCAACAGAGGCGACAAUGACUACGGAAACAAUAACAACAACAGAGGGGAUAACAACAACAAUAACAACAGAGGAGAUAAUGACUACGCAAACAAUAACAGGGCUGCCAAUAACAAUAACAACAGAGGAGAUAAUGACUAUACAAACAAUAACAAUAAUAGGGCUGCCAAUAGCAACAACUACAACAAUAACAACAGAGGAGACAAUGACUACGGAAACAAUUACAACAACAGGGCUGCCAAUAACAACAAUAACAACAGAGGAGACAAUGACUAUUCAAACAAUAACAAUAACAGGGCUGCCAACAACAACAGGGCAAAUAAUAACAAUAGGGGACUUGUUAACUACAUCAGGAAUUCCAACAGAGGCGACAAUGACUACGGAAACAAUAACAACAGAGGAGAUAAUGACUACGGAAACAAUAAUAACAACAGAGGAGAUAACAACAACAAUAACAACAGAGGAAACAAUGACUACGGAAACAAUAACAACAACAGGGCUGCCAACAACAACAACAACUACAACAAUAACAACAGAGGAGACAAUGACUACGCAAACAAUAACAACAACAGAGGAGACAAUAACUACGGCAACAACAACAAUAGAGGAGCCAACAAUAACAGGGGAGACAAUAACUACAAUAGAGGUGAUAAUGACUAUAUGGGUAACAAUUUGGUCGAUAAUAAUAAUAGAGGCGACAAUAACGAUAGGGGCAACAAUAGGGGCGAUAAUAAUUACAGGGGUAAUAAUAGAGAAAAUAAUAACAAUAGAGGCAAUAAUUGGGGCAAUAACGCUUAUAGAGGAGACAAUGCUGGUAACUUCCAGGGAGAUAGAGAAAACAAUUAUUACAGGGGUGCCCAAAAAAACAACAAAGUGGAUAGUGAAAUCAUAAAAUCACCACUUGUAAAGACUCUUAUGGCAAUAUCAAAUGAUUUAAGACAAGGUAUGGAUUCCUGUGGUGAUGAUGUGAAGACCACACCAAAACAAUCCGAUUAUCAAGAUGAGUGUCAACAGUCAGGAAAUUCCUGUGGCGAUAGUGAUGAUGGGAACCCUAGCACUAGAGCGGAACUUCAUUUAAAUGGGAACAUGUACUAAAAACUAAUUUGGUCUGUUUAUUAAUACAUUAUAUUGGA